CCCACCAUACCAUUCCCCCUAAAACCCCCAAACCCUCCACUCUCCAGAUACCCCCAAAUCCCCUCCCUUGCCCCCCACCAAAAUGGCACUCUUCGCUCGCCUCCGCCUCCAGUUCCUCCACCUCCGCCACCACAUCAACUUCUCCACCUCCCCACUCUCCUCCAAAUCCAAAACACGCGCCGCCCUCUCACUCCUCAAAAGCGAAACCAACCCCGAAAAAAUCCUCGAAAUCUGCCGCUCCGCUUGCCUAACUCCCUACGCCCACAUCGACCGAAUCACCUUCUCAGUCGCCAUUGACAAGCUCGCCAAAUCCAACAACUUCUCUUACAUCGACGACUUCUUAACUGAUCUCCGCACUUCACGCCCUGAUCUCCGCACCGUACGCUUCGCUGCUCACUCCAUCAUCCUCUACGGCCAAGCUGGCAUGAUUGAUCAGGCGAUUCGGCUUUUCAAGGAAUAUCAUGAGAAGAAUCAAAAUGACGUCGUUUUAACCUCUGGGUCAGUGAAAUUGUUGAAUGCCUUGCUGUUUUCGUGUAUUUUAGCAAAGAAAUAUGAUGAAGUGAAUAGGGUUUUUGUUGAUUUUAGUAAGAGGUACAAAAUCGAGCCGAAUCUGGAAACUUUUAAUACUGUCAUUCAGUCAUUUUGUGAGAGUGGGAGUUCGAGUUCGUGUUAUUCGGUUUUGAAUGAGAUGGAUAUGAAGGGAGUGAAGCCGAACGAAACCACUUUCGGGCAUUUAUUUGCGGGGUUUUAUAGGGAAGAGAAGUAUGAGGAUGUAGGGACAGUGUCGAAAAUGAUAGAGGAGGAUUAUGGGAUCAGUGCUGGGAUUGGUGUUUAUAAUAUUAGGAUUCACAGUUUGUGUAAACUUAAGAGGGCGAGAGAAGCGAAUGUAUUGUUAGAAGGGUGUUUAUCGAAGGGAAUUACGCCGAAUGGGCUUACGUAUAGUCAUUUGAUUCUUGGGUUUUGUAUGGAAGGUGAUUUGGAGGAAGCAAAGAGGUUGUUUAAGAGUAUGGAGAAUAGAGGGUGUCAACCGGCUUACAGCUGUUAUGCUACUUUGGUUUACUUUUUGGGUAAAGGUGGGGAUUUCGAGUCGGCCUAUAGGGUUUGCAAGGAGAGCAUGGGGAAGAAAAUGGUGCCAAAUUUUUCGACUAUGAAGAUUUUAGUGCAAGGGCUUGCUAGUAGCGGGGAGGUAGACAAGGCGAAAGAGCUUAUUGGGGAAGUAAAGGAGAGGUUUUCCAAGAAUAUCGAGUUGUGGAAUGAGGUUGAAGCUGGGUUGCCUUAGUAGCAAAUGGGAUAUGGUAAGAUUUUAGUUUGUUUGAUAGUUCAAGGGAACGUUGUAUAGGAAUGAGAAACUUCUAUGCUGGUUUAGAGGAAAUAAUAGUUUUUCAUCUUUGGCUGUUGAAUUGAUGAAAAUGUUUCUUUGCUUUGAUGAAGGUGAGGUUUCAAUUUUUUAGAAUCAUUUUUCUCUGUACUCUCCCUUUAUAUGCUAUGUAAGCUGUCUGAAAGACGACAAAUUCAUCUGAUUCCUGGCAUUGAAUUGAUUUAACUCUGUAGCUACUAUAUACGGGCCACAGGUGAGGUUGUUGCAUUCAAGGGCAUAACAAGAUCAGGCCUUAGACACUUUCUUUAUUUUUUCAUAACAUAUAUUCACAAUGUCCAAGAGUGCCCUAGAUUUUUUUUUCCUUCUAUAUUUAUAGAGAUUUAUAGAAAGGAACAUCCAAGCUUUUGUUUUGCAGAAUGUCUAUUCGUUUAUCACUAUAGCUCACAACAUUAGCACAUCUGCCAUUAAGUUUAGAUGACUGCUUUAACUUAUUAUCACAGCUUUUACUUUCUUUUUAGAAUUUCUUUAUUUAUCUAGUUCUUUGCAACCGAAGGUGAUAAUCUUACACUUUCUAUUUUGACUCAUUGAUGUGUUUACCUCACCUUGCUGCUUUCACUGCUGAUUGUUCCUACUUACUGUGAUAUUCAGCUUCAAAAAGCAAUAGAGUGAAAGUCUGAUUGCCUCAGAAAAGCAUACAUGUCAUAAGCAAUUUGAUACAUCAUCUACACCAAACAAGUUAAUCAUGAUGUUGAACUGAGGUGAUGUUUUAAGGGAAAAGAUGAGUUGAAUCAGAACCUGCAGGAGCAUUGCCCUAAGAUGAGCUGAAUAUCCAAUAAUUGAAUCUGACUUAGUGUCUUAUGCUGUUGUUUAUGAAAGUGAACUGCAUGAUGCAGACAUUCUUUAUAUUUGUCUACUGUCAAAUAAAUACAAAAGUUAUUCUAUAAACCUUCAAUCCAGGAAACAGGAAAAUAACCUAAAUUAAUGCACCAGUAGGAACGCAUUUGCAGUAGGAAUGUGAUAGUAACAUAUGUUAUCAUCUUGGUCUGACUAAUAAAGACUCUUGUGGUUACUAAUAUAUGGCCGGCACGGCAUUACUUCUUGACAUUCAGGCGGCAGAAAAGUUCUCAAAUGAUGUCACAGCAUCAAUUCUAACUUUACAAUUCAAGGGACAUAGCUAUAGUCUAUAGAUGCUGGAGUAUGCAUUUCGAUGACUUAGUCAGGAAUCUUUGGUUCAAUUUCUAUCUCUAGUCCAUCCUUGAAUGUUGGCAUUGGAUCUCUAGAAAAAGAAAUGUUUUGGCAACAGAGCUUCCAUGUGAACCUGUUCACCAGGCUGACCAAGCUACCUGGAAUAAAUAGUUCAAGCCUAAAGCAUGUUAGCAUGUAGCAUGGUAUUGAGCUAUAACAAAUAGGGAAACAAGCAUGGGAUUGUGUUACACCUGCCAUCCUUUGGGAAUAAGUGCCAUAUUUUUCAACCAUUUAUGGUUUUAUGCAAUGGUAAUCGAUCUUUAUUCAGUUGGUAGUUGUUCCUUUCAACAACUGAUUGAAGCAUGUGAAUGGCAAAUUGAUUGGCACCGAUAGAACACCCUUCAGCAGUUGUUGAAAUAGCUCUACAAGCUGGAGAAAUGAUACAAGGACCCCUCACGCUUGUGCUCAUGUCCAUUCAAUUCCAGGAUAUUCCUCUCACCGCAAAUCUUUCUUACCGAUAAUGGAUGUUGAUUGACAAGUGUGCUACCAUCACAAGUAUGGAUGAACUUAUUUGCAGCCAGUCCAUGAAGGAACAUUGUUGGGGUCCCAAAGAAGUUCAUUUUUUAAAUGGGGCCGUAUUUUCUUAUUCUAUCCUGAAGCCAUUUAUCUGCAGUGUUUCAUGCGCAUGGCACGUAGGAAGUUCAGGCUUUGGCCUAUGAUGGGUAACCCCAAAGAAACUGGUGGAAGCCUUUUUGAACUUUUCCUUAUCAGGAGAAGGUAAAGUGGAAGAAGAAAAAGAAGCAAGGAGAAAAAGAUUCCAGGAUCCAUAUCUCCUGUAAUUAUUGGUUUAAACCACACAAAAUACCUAGAGAGGAACUCUUCUACUUACGAAACACUGACUUAACAAUCCCACUUAUAAGAAACUCUGAUUUUGUCUCCUCUUGUUAUCCUGGCAGAUCUACACGUAUUCAAGCAUUUUGGUCUUGAUGCUGAUGCA
Populus nigra (black poplar) is the source of this 3500-nucleotide messenger RNA. Its product is annotated as small ribosomal subunit protein mS86 (rPPR1)-like. NCBI's taxonomy places the organism in Eukaryota, Viridiplantae, Streptophyta, Magnoliopsida, Malpighiales, Salicaceae. Gene Ontology annotation, molecular function: protein binding. Bases 83 to 1279 code for a protein of 398 amino acids. The transcript is spliced from 4 exons. The record is from RefSeq and is a predicted model, not a curated record.